Messenger RNA from Soboliphyme baturini, 357 nucleotides. The record is from the annotation of a GenBank genome assembly. NCBI's taxonomy places the organism in Eukaryota, Metazoa, Nematoda, Enoplea, Dioctophymatida, Soboliphymatidae.
AUGAAUGACCCCCGUCAUGGCACAGCCGCUGAACCGCUCCGAGACCUGAAGGCUGCAGUGACCGCCAUUACGACUCGCAGCCCUGGCGCGGUUAGUGCGUUUUUUCACUGCGCGUGUACGGUUGGAACUGGCCUGAUCAGGCUUGGCUUGGCCCGUGGUCUCUACGGCUGUCCGCUACGCGGCGCCCUCACGCUGAAGCCGCGCACAUCAGCAGAGGAGGCAGCUGGACGGCAGCGGCAGGUGCCACGUCGCUGUCGGCUACAGCACACGUGUCGCGUGCUGUUCUUCUUCUACCGCUUCUUGUUCGUCUUGCUGUUCUUCGUUUUCGUGACAAGCGAUGAGCAGAUGGAAGGAUGA